CCUUUUGCUGAGACUACGCUUUGAGAAGGUCAGCGUCAUCCCAGAGCAGCCGAUUUCCCAUCUGGCGCGAUAGGGGGCGCCCUUGAGAGGAGGAGGACUGAGGACUCCACUUCACCCAGCCACCAACUCUGUCCAGGUGAGUGGCAUCGGCAGCCCUCCGCACCUGCAGCCACCCACUUCCUUCUCUCUUCCUGAGAUUUUACUUUGAGGGUGUGAGGACAAAAGUUUCAUGCUUGAGCAGCAGACUCUGCUUCCACAUUGGGGCCUUGAUGCUUUCAGGGUAAGAGGAGAUGCUCUGGGGGCCAGGAGGAGGAAGAUUCACCAUUGUGCAGCCAAAUCUGCGCAAGUGAGUGGCCCCUGCAACUGCUGCCACAACCUACUUGGCUUGGACUUCACUUGGAGGGAGCAAGAAGGAAGAUGCCACCCUAGAACAGCUUGCUCUCCUCCGACUGGAAGGCCAUAACACUUUCAGGUCCUCUGGAGGCGAGGAGGAAGACGGAGCCUUUGUAGUCGGGCGAGGGGCACUGGCAAUCCUUCACCACCUGCAGCCACCUUCUCCCUUGUGGGGACUUCACUGAGAGAAGGCACAAGGAAAUGUCACCUUAGAGCAGGAGGAGCUUGGCCCUUUCAGGGUGGUAGGGGGUGCUCUGGAAGUGAGGAGAAGAAGGAGACUCAGCCUUUGCAGCCCCAAUUCUGCGCUGGAAGCUGCACCAGCCGUCUCUCAGCACCUGCAGCCUCCUCCUCCUCCCUUGCAGAGACUUCACUUGGAGGGAGGGAGAAGGAAAACGUCAUCCUCAGGCAGGCCACUCUCCUCCAACAGGAGGCGCUUGGUGCUUUCAGGGUGCUAGGGGGCGCUCUGGUUGCCCAAGCCAGGAUCAGGGAGCCUUAAGAAGGAGAAGGAGAAAGGCUCCCUCUCUGAUCUCAUUCCUCCAGAUCCACCCCCAGGCAAACUCUUCCAGCUUCAUGUUUCUGAGAAUUAUUUCCACCACCCCCUUUCUGCUUUGAAGCCAGGCCUGAGCUCCCACCCACGGCUCUGCUUCUCCCGCCUUUGUUUUCUCAUGGUGCUCGCAGAUGCCUUCUGUGGUUCCCCAUUGCCACGGUGGCUGGAGAGGUCUGGAAGGGUGGCCACAGCAUGACUUCAACUGCUUGGGAACCAAAAAAGACCAGAAACCCUUUUCUUGGGGGCCCGUCAAGGCAAGCUUGAGUUCUAGGAGAAUUCUUAAGCAAGGCUGACCAGUUGAGCAAAUGCUUUGCAGCAUUUAACUUGAGUGGUGGGGCUGAACAAGAAUUUCAUCUCUAGAGACUUCGGUAUGAGAUUUGUUACCUUUUCCUAGGAUUCUCCAACCUUUGAAUGCCUUGAGCAAAAUAAUCUGGGUUAUCAAGACGCGUGACACAUACACACACCCCGGAUCUAAUGCUUGAGGAACAAUGUCCGACAGCACAGCAAGGAAAGUUCAGCCGUUCACAAUCAGUACAAAGCUUUCCUUACCAAAGUACUCCCUGGAUUUUCCGGGAGAAAGCUGUCAAGGUAUCUCUAUCGCUGCUCUGGAUAACUGUGGCUUGCACAAAAACCUCAAUGAGAGUGUUUCUCUGUAUCUGGCUCGGAGUUCCCCGGUACCCGCAGGAGACGGGUUCAAGAGCACCAGCCCAAUUGAGGGUGUUGUCACCCAUGAAGAUCGCCUCAACUGCAACUCCUUGUCCCGCUCCAUCAAGAAGAUCACCCUGUCCAACUGGCAGGGAGAGCCUGGUCCAGGUGAGCAGCAUGGGAUGCUUGGGGGCUCUCCCCACACCAGCUCUGAGAGGAACUGCAAUAACAACAACUGCAGGACAGGAAAAGCACAGUUCAAGGUCUUUCUCAAAAAAGAGGGAGGAAUAGAGGAAGAAAAGCAAGAAGUCAGGAAGCUCCAAGUUGGAAGUCGUUCUUCAGCAGCUGCUCCUCUUCACAUGAUUGCAGAAUCUGCUGCUUCAGCUUCAUGGAAGGAAGGUGUCAAGAACACACAGGCAAGCGAAGUAGUGGGGCUGAAGUUUGGCAGCCAGAGCAGCCCAGGACUGGAAAACCUUUGCAGCAAGAGCCCCCUCACAGCUCAGUUCAGCCGCGAUAUGUUGCAGGCUGAAAAAUGGGUACAAGGAAAACUCCUUGACCUGAAGGAUGGUUGCAGUAUUCAGGAAUGGGGGCGCAUGGCCCAAACUUUACAAAGAGAUAUGAAAGACUUUGAUAAUACUAUGAUCAAGCUGAACCAGAUGGGUGAGCAACUCAUGGUCCGACCAAACCACAGCAUGGAGAUCGCAAGGCGGCUUCAAUCCCUGCAAGAACAGUGGCAACUGCUGAAGCAAAUGGCAACAAACCAGAACAAGCCAGUGGGAGGACUCAGGAGUCUACAAGAGUUCAACCAGAAAGCUGAACAACUGGAAGCUUGGAUCAGACAGAAGGAAGAGAAACCUGUAUUGUCUAUCCUGCUACAAGAAAAUGCAGACAAAAUUCAGCUUACGCGGCGUAUCCUUGACUUAAAACAGGAGCAGCAGCAGUUCCAGGCCCUGCAUGAGGAAAUCAACAGCCUGGCUCACAAGCUUGAGAAGCAAGGGAAGAGUGAGAGUCGGAGCAUCAUGGCCCGGCGUAAGCAUCUCAAUAAGAGGUGGCUGCAAGUCCAGGGAAUCCUGAAAGAACAUUUUGAGACCCUGCAGUUGGCUCUGGAGGUAGCUGCUUUUCUACAACAAGCAGAUGUGUUCCUGGGGGCCAUUCGUGCAAAGUGGAGGAGUCUUUGUGGAUUGGGGAAGCAGAGGGAACCUGAGCCCAAUCCAGAUCUCGAUGUCAGGGAUUUAGCCAGCCAAGUGAUGAUGCUGGAUGUAACUGUGUCCCAGCUGACCAGCCUCCAUCCCAGCCUGGUGGCCUGGGUUUCUCUCAAGCAUCAAGAUGUCAAGGAAAGCUGGGCCCAGCUCCAACAACUGCUCAGGAGUGAGAAGCCUCCACUGGUGGCUUUGAGAAGGAGAACGAUUGAUUCACCAAGUUCUGAUCAUGAGAUCACCCCCUCUAGAAGCAGUCCAGGGAGAGAGGCUGGAGAAAAAACAGUAUGGAAAGCACAUAAAGACAUUUUAGAAAGCAUGGCAGAGCACUUGAGAGAUCCGGAGGGCAACUCAGACUCACCCAGAAGAGAGGACAUUGCCAGUGACAACAAGAGGAGGAGGAAACUUCUCAGGCAAGCAAAUACUUCUGAGGACCCACCACAGCCAAAGAAGGCACACCCUCAGGACUUCUGCCAGGUGGCUGAUGGGAAACUACAAGAAUUAUUGCAUACUGACUGCAGGUGGAGCCCUCAAAUGGACAAUGCCCUUGAAGAGCUGGAAGAACUAUGGGAAGAAUUAAAAAGAAAGCACCAAGAGAAUGGUGCAGCCCUGAGGGAGAUUGAUACAGCCCUGAAGUUGGUUGGGGAGCUGGAGGAAGCAGAGAGUUGGCUAGGAACCACGGUGGGCUUCCUCUCUGCCCCCAGAGCAAAGAAGAAGCCUGCUGACCUCCACGGGGACCUGAAAAAUAUUGGCACCCUAGAGAACCAGGCUGGGGUCUGGAGUAUUAAGCUUCGGGCCCUGCAAGAGAAAAUCCGGGUGGAAUCUUCCUCAGAACACACAGCAAUGGCAAUGAUUCAGAGGAAGAUGGAACGAGUAAAAGAAAGGUUCGUUUAUGUGCAGGAUGCCCUUCGGCGCCGAGCAUCGGAUUUGCGUGAUUCUUUGAUUUUAAUAGAAUUCUUGCAGAAUGUGCAACUGGAGGAAAUGCUAAGUCAGAGGAAUGAAAAACAGGCAGUGCCUAACAAGCUUGGCUCCCAGGAGUCUUUGCAAUUUCUCAUAGCCCAGAGUGGGCAACAGUUGAGCACUGAGGACAUGAGCAGGCCACUGGAAGAGCUUCAGGAAGCAGUGGAGAUGCUGAAUGAUGUGGCGAAGGAACGAGAACAGGCCAAUGAGGCAAGGAAACACAGAGAAAGCUUUCCAUACGUUGAACAGACCUUUGGGGAUUGCGAAGAAACUGGGUUGGCCUGGAUCAUUUCUCACAUGCAGACUGUGAGGGACAGAGCUGAAAGAUUGGCUGAAGACAUUAGUCAGGCAGAGAGAAGUUUUGCCAUGGUGAAGAGUGAGGGAGAUUUGCUGGAGCUGGAAAGACUGCUGGAAAGGCAGAAAGAGAUUGAGAGUGAUAUGUCAAAGCUGGCAAAGGAUAUGGAAAAGCUGGAGAAUGCAGUCAUUCAACAGCAGGAAAACUACCUACUUCAAAUAUCGCAUGAAUCCAGAAGGAUACUUGAAAUACUAGAAUCUUGGAAGGAUCUACAAAAGUUGGUGUUGCAAAAUGCACUCCAUGGACAGCAGGCUAGUCAUCUGCGACAAUUCUUUAGGGAUUAUUUGGCCAUUAUCUCCUGGACAGAAGAUACCAGGGCACAGAUCUUCUCAGAGAGUUCAAGUACACAUGGUCUGACAGAAGCUCAGUGGAAAGAAAUCGAAAAUAAUAUGGAGGCAAAAUUCAAGGAGUUUGAGGAUUUGGCAACAGCUGGAUGGAAGCUGAUAGCUGAGGAACACUUCUUGAGUGAGACAAUAAAGGAACGAUUGGAGGAGCUGCAAAGUAUGCUGGGAUGGGUGAUGGUUCGCUGGCAAGCACAGAGUUCGCAGAAGGAUGCUGACAAUGAAAAGAAUGGCCAAGAGUCUCGGGAUGGUAUUCUUAAUAAAACCCAGAUUAAAGUGCAUCCUGAAACCUGUGUAUCUGGGGCAAAUGAUACUUUGAGCAUGUGUGUGGCUGAAAGCCCUGUACUCACCCCGGGCUCACUAAAGAAUGGUUCUGCAGCACAGAAUUAUGAGAGAAAAGGGAGCUCUAUGUCCACUGCAAUCCUGUCUACCAUAGAUGUCCUUCCAGUGCAGAAACAGAGCUUGAAAGAAUUGGAAAACCAUGUUCCUGCUGAAAUAGCCAUCCCCAAGAAGACUCUGGUCCUAGAAGCUUCAGAGACACCAGUAUUGGUGCUACCACCACCAGGCCCCGGCAGCCUGGGAGGCACAGUAAACUUGAUCUUGAGCAUUGGGAAGAAGGAGGAGAAAGAAGCUCCAGAAAACCAAUCUAGAAUAUCACCACCAUUGGGACAAGAGGCCUUGCACAAGCACUCUGAAACUAAACCUUCAACCUGUAAAACUUUCUGGAAACGUUGUCAGGGAUUUUUAGGUAGUUUAAAGAGAAAGAAAAGGCUGCCACGCCAGCAUGCAGAAGAGGUGAGCACUUAUUUGCAGGUGAAAGAGAAGGAUUUAGAUGUCGUCCAUGAAGGUUCAGUCUCCAUGCCACAAACUAUUAGCCAGAUACCCUCUCAAACUUAUUCUUCCCCACUUCCUAGACCAGGGUGGACUACUACAGCCACCCAAACUUUGCCCAAGGCCAGCUCCAGCUACUUUUUGCAAAGCCUGAAGCAAAAAGGGAAAGGGAAGACAGCAGAAGAUGCCCAACUGCUCACCUUGCAGGGGAUCAUGGGAACAGAACUAAAGGAUCUUCAGUUUGGACAAGAAAAGAAGCAGAGCACUAGUAACACAUGGCCCCCUAAGAACAGGAGAAGGGCACAAUACCUGCGGACAUCAAGAAACCUCAGAAAUAUGGCUGAUGAUGUGAAGAACCCACUGGCAUGGGUUAUCGACAGUGAUUGUGACUCAAUAGGAGAAACAGCUGAAAGACAUGUACUCUUGGGACAAAAAAGAGGCCUCGGUAGCCCCCAGUUACCAACAGUGAAGCUGAACAAAUGCCAGCAUCUUUCUCUGGGCUCUGUCUUGAGCCUGGAGCUCCCCAAAGACCCCACUAUCCUUAGAAAUGUCCAUGAGACCAUCAAGGUGACCAAAGAGGGAUUAGCAGAAAGGAAGUGUUCCAACCAUGGCUGUCAGUUGGCUCAAGGAAGCUCAGAUGGAGCAAAGAUCCAGGAGAAAAUUACCAUCCUGCAAAAACGGGGACUAGAAGGGCAGUCAGAGAUACACCAAAGUGCCCGCAGUAGGGAUAAGGGUGGUACAUGGUUUGAAGAGGUGAGUGCCAAUCCAAGCUACAGCAGGCAUAAGGCUCACAUUGUGCCUCCUUGUAGGGAAGACAGACUGAGUCCCAAGAAUUACAGCAGCUCUGGUGAUGACUUUCUGGAUUUCAAGCAGAUCCGGCUGUCCCGCAUCAGUGUACUGCACGAGCAGAUAGGCUGGGAGUGGGACAAGCUAGCUGCUUCAUUGCGUACAACUGGAAGCUCUAGUCAUGUAGAGGCAAAAGACCCAACUGAGCAAAAAACAUCCAGGAUGAGAAUGAAGUCCUCUCCUACUAAGCAUGCAAGCAAGGCUUCUUACACAACUCAAGUGAAGAAUCCUUUAGUAAAUGAAAUGCCAGAGAAGGAAAACACCCAGAGCUCCAUGGAAAGCUUUGUAAGAAUUACUCCCAUAUUAACACCCCUGGCCAUCAAAUCUCCAUCCAAGUUGUCUGUGUUUGAACAGGAAAGCAUCCCGGCAUCAUCAAAGCCAGGCUCUCUCAUCCUGACUUCCAAAGGAAAUGUGACUGAAGGGCCAAAGUCACAAGGUCUAGAGAUGUGUCCCCCUGCCCAUGAGUUGUUUGAAGAGGAGGAAGAGGAACUGCAGGCCAUAUGGAACAAUGUAGAGAAGCAGAAGAGAAACACAGGCACCCAGAGCAUCACAGGGGAAAAGGCAGAUAAGGUCCAAAGCCCAGACAAUUAUAAUGGGAAACUCAUACUAACAUCAGCAGAUAACAUCUUGGUAGCCAAGUUCAAGCUUCCUACCCCUGCCCAGAGCUUGGAAGGAGGGAGAGCUACCAGCAUUGGACUUGACAGCAAAAACAGCUCAAGUCAGCAUGACUGGGCAUCCAGGCCUUUUUUCCAGAAGCAGUCUGAGAGGGCAGAAGCUUCGCCCAUAGGAUCCCUACAAAACAUAUGCCACCUAGAACCAAGGAAGCUCGAAGACGGGGACAGAAAUAUUGGAAAGCAGAAUCCCAGUAAACUGGAGCUUCAGAUGAUGGAAGGGACACUGGAAAGGAAGCAUUUAUUACAAGCAGGAGGCAAAAAGGCAAACUGUCGUUCCUGGAACUCGUUCCAUACAGUGCUGAUGAGACAAACUUUGUGUUUUUAUCAAGACAAGAAAGAUACCCUCAAGAGCUCUGCAGUGGCCUUCCCACUAAACAUUUCUGGAGCUGUUUGCACCCUUGAUAAAGAAUAUACCAAAAAGGACAACUGUUUCACACUGCAGAUGAAAGAUGGCUCCAAGUAUCUCCUUAGAGCUACAACUGAGCCACUCAUGAAAGAGUGGGUUAUAAAAUUGCAGCAAAACUCAGGUGUGCUUGAUGUGGAUUAUUUCCAGUCAGCUUCCCAGGCUGCCCAAGAAAAAACUUGCUCUGUUAGUGUGAUUCCUGGCAGAGGUGUUUCCCACUUCUUGGGUCUUCAGCAUCCCUUUGCAAGCAAGAACCAAGAUGCCAUGCUGCUGCCAAGGUCAAGGGGCAAAAUGCAGUUGCCGUAUGGUGCACAUGAGGACCCUCUUGAUACAGCAGCAUCACAGACAGGAAAUGUUCACAGAUCUGCCAUUUACACUACAGACCACAGCCUGAAGCCAUGCUCCCCGACAGAGUCUGCAAGGUCACAAGAGACUAACUUUUUUCAGGAAGAGGAGGACUGUGGGCUAGUGGCAAACAAGAGGCGGUCGUACUCUUUUACAUCCGCUACAUACCAGAAGAUUUCCCCUUUGUCAGUGUCCAAAGAACCCCUGGGCAUUGGCAGCAGCUACUCGGUCACUCUGUACAUCGGAGAGCAAGCAGCUGCUCCCUCCAGGCCUCGCUGCCAUUCCUUCGUAGCCACUGCUGGUACAUCCCAAGAUCUCUUGGGUGGGAGAAGCCAAGGCGCCUCGCCCCGCCAGAAGAACAAAUCUGUUUUCAGAAAGUUCUUUGGAAAGAAAGACUGAAAUACCAGCUCAUUCCAGCACAAGACCUUUCAUUGAUCUACUAGGCCUGAUUGCUUCCUGUGACUACUAUUCACUUGCACAUCUAGCCACUAAGAUUUGCCAAGAAGUGGUUGAGAAAGGCUCUGCUCAUGUUAAACACCUCUUAGUCCUGUUUUACACUGUUUUUACACUUUACCUAUUCGACCCUAAUAGGUGUUUAUGGGGUCAAACUUUCUUCAUGUUUUGUCAGGGUCAUACCCUGCCAACCACCUUGAGACUUUUCCUUGUAGGCACUCAGUCCUUGUUUGCCAUGCAAGCUAAUGGAGAAACCGGAUAAAGCAUUCCUAAUGUUUGCCUAGUUCUUGAUGGGAGCAAAGAAAGAAAGAAAGAAAGAAAGAAAGAAAGAAAGAAAGAAAGAAAGAAAGAAAGAAAGAAAGAAAGGGCUUUCUUUUAACCAAUUAUCCAUGCUACACAAUUUAUUACAAGCACAGGGUUGACAGCUGUUCUUUAUUUUCCUUUUUCUUUACUCGACCUUGCUGUUGUACUUCCUAACCUAGGAUGGACAGCUGCUUCACCAAAUUUCAGAAGCUGUUGGUAUGUCAUAUAUGUCGUACAUUUAGACAGAGGGAUGGGAAGACUGCUUCUUUGUAGUACAUCUUCCUGGAAUCCUGCCCAGCCAGCAGAGCCGCAUGCUGAUUAACUGGAUUCUGGGAACUGCAGUAAAAAAAAAAUCAAGUAAUUUUCCCAACUUGUAGUUUAGGUCUCAACAACUAUUUAUUUCACAACUUCCCCCUGGGUAAAGGGAAAGAAAUGCAGUGGGCUCAGCUACUUCAGGUUCUGGCCCAAACUCGUACUACUGUAUUCCAGCAUCCACUUCAUAACUGAUUGUCCCUAUGGCCAGGGUGGGCAUUGUGCAGCCUUCCAAAGGUUGUUGGAUUGCAACCCCCAGCACUCCUCACCACUGCCAAAACUGAUAAAGGCUGUUGUGUCUUACAGUCCAACGAUUUCUGAAAGGCUGCAUGUUUCCCUUCCACCUCCCCAAAGGGAAUGCGGCUCUUGACAUGCUUUAAUGCAGUGGUUCUCAACCUGUGGGUCUCCAGAUGUUUUGGUCUUUAACUCCCAGAAAUCCGAACAGCUGGUAAACUGGCUGGGAUUUCUGGGAGUUGUAGGCCAAAACACCUGGGGACCCAGAGGUUGAGAACCACUGCUUUAAUGGAUCAGCAGAUACAGGCAAGUGAUGAAAGCCAGUGUGAUGUAGCAGUUUGAGUUUGGACUGAGAUUCUUGGAGGCUACCAUUCAAAUCUCUGCUCGGUCACAGAAACAGAUCUUGGACAAGCCACAUUCCAUCAGAUGAAGGCAAUUGCAAACCUGAAUAAAUCUUGCAGUAAAAAAAAAAAAAAACACCAACCCUAGGAAGUGAUCAUCAUAAUUUGGAAUUGACUUGAAGGAACAUAGUCACAAGAACAGUUUCUCUUCAUGCUGUGAAAAACCACCUAUUUCAUUUUCCCAGGUCAAGCUGAUGUAAAUGAUAACAUCACAUACAGGGCAGUUAUUUUUUUGAUCAGCAGGCGAACCUGAAUUAGACCUAAAGCCUGAGGAGUUAUUUCUUGGGGAAAUAUGUACAUUAGUGAUGGAUUAGUAUUAGAUGAGGGCUGCUGGUAGCUCUGGGCAGUAAAACAUUUUGGAGAUUUCAAAAGGACAAUUUAUGUAUUUUUAAUAUUAAAAAAUAAAACCUAGAACAAGCACCUCGUUGUCAUUCUGCUGUCUUCUACGACCGUACCAGUGCAGCAAUUAACGCUUAUUAAAUAGCCGAUUGCUUCUCUUUGGGAGACAUUAAAAUCACAUUAAAAGACCA
Messenger RNA from Anolis carolinensis (green anole), 9769 nucleotides. RefSeq lists its product as uncharacterized. Gene Ontology annotation, cellular component: Z disc; cortical actin cytoskeleton; cell junction. Gene Ontology annotation, molecular function: phospholipid binding; actin filament binding. Gene Ontology annotation, biological process: muscle cell development; actin cytoskeleton organization. Lineage: Eukaryota; Metazoa; Chordata; Lepidosauria; Squamata; Anolidae. The transcript has 33 exons. The record is from RefSeq and is a predicted model, not a curated record. The coding region runs from base 1429 to 7935 and encodes 2168 amino acids.